Cavenderia fasciculata is the source of this 696-nucleotide messenger RNA. RefSeq lists its product as uncharacterized. NCBI's taxonomy places the organism in Eukaryota, Evosea, Eumycetozoa, Acytosteliales, Cavenderiaceae. Gene Ontology annotation, cellular component: nucleus; Smc5-Smc6 complex. Gene Ontology annotation, molecular function: ubiquitin-protein transferase activity. The coding region runs from base 1 to 696 and encodes 231 amino acids. The transcript has 3 exons. The record is from RefSeq and is a predicted model, not a curated record. Gene Ontology annotation, biological process: DNA damage tolerance; double-strand break repair via homologous recombination.
AUGGGAGACUCUGAUGAUGAUAUGAAUGAUGUUCGAGAUAUACCACUCGAUGAAAAGCAUCAAGCAUUAUUACAGACAUUUAUCGAUCGAAGAAUCAUAGAACAAUCAACACUAGCUAAAAUAGUAUCAUCGAUUAAAAAUUAUUAUAGAGAAACAAAUGGAACACCAAAUGAUUAUAUAAAUAAGAUUAAUAGUUCAAUUAUUAGUGUCAGUUUAAAGAUAUCGAAUCUUCGUACUGCCAACAAACAAUAUUGGUGUUUGGUCAAUUUAAAGAUAGACGAAGGAUCAAAACUAGCAACUAAAUAUGCACCUGUUGAAACCACCUAUUUCAAGGUAAUCGUAGAGGCAAUGUUGGCCAAUGGGGGUGAAGCUAGAACAUCUGCUUUGGUCGAUCUCUCCAAAGGUAUCAAAGAUAUGACAAUGACCAAAGCUGAAAGAAUCAUUAGAAUAUUUAAAGAAGAUGGUUGGCUCAAAGAAACUUCAAACACUACCAUUUCUCUUAGUGAUCGAUCAAUCAUGGAUCUUGGUCCACUUCUAGUCGAUUUACCUGAAUGUUGUUUAUGUCAUCAACGUGUAUUAGUUCAAAAUAAUCAUAUCGAUGAUUGUGAACGUUGUAAUGCAAAGAUGCAUCCACAUUGUUUGGAAACCUGGAAAAAGAAAAAUAACAAUUGUCCUUCAUGUAGUCAACCACUUUAA